This is a messenger RNA of Plasmopara halstedii, 2382 nucleotides long. RefSeq names its product phosphatase ptc7 family protein. The record is from RefSeq and is a predicted model, not a curated record. Lineage: Eukaryota; Oomycota; Peronosporomycetes; Peronosporales; Peronosporaceae. Bases 1 to 2382 code for a protein of 793 amino acids. The transcript is spliced from 8 exons.
AUGGCUCGAAUGAAAUUGGCUUUCAUCUUCUUAACUGUCAUUGCCAGUACCACCAGCAUAAAUGCUAUCAACUGGACUUUCUGGAGGGAUGACGACGAUUCGCCAGCAUCGACCGACACAAACAACGAGAACAAAAUUCUAUCGCCAGAAACCCUUACAGAAAUGAUGGGCUCCGACUAUAUGGACCGUGUAAGGGAGAUGAUUUACUCUGGAAAGGGCUCAGCCUCCAGCUUUGACUCUGACUCUGGGUCUUCGUCCAGUCCGGCGUCUAAUCCACCAAUAUCCACCAACUUUUCGGACGAUUCAGAUGACUCGGAAGAUGAGACUAACAAACACGCUUUGUUGCUGCCAUCUUCUUGGGAUGUGUCAAUGCCGCCAAUGAACACGAUAGCGACACCAUCAACUGCCGUGAGUACUGCAAGAUCAACAUUUCGCAAUUGGGUUGGUCCUUGGAGUCAAUCCGGCGACUCAGCCUGCUAUCGAGAGGCGCAUUUUAUGAACACCUGUCCAAAAAACUACGAUCGCAAUGACCUGACAAACACAUGUUGGACGGAAUGUCCGAUGGAAUAUCCUGUUGAGUGUGGCAUGCAGUGCAUUCAGGAAAAUAACGAUUGUGUCCGUGAACACGGUGCCAAAGUGUCUGCAUUGGCCAUGGCAAUCUUAAGUUCAGCAAGUUUUGGUGUCUUUGGCGAGUUAGCCAAAAUUAGCAAGACUUUGAGUUGGGCUGUCAUUUGUGCUGAUUUCCUUUUGAUUUUCGUAAGAGCUGUCAUCCGUUUUGCUCGAAACCAGAUGGUCAACGACCCUCAGACGACGACUGAAAAACUUUUGCUUUUGCUGUAUCAAACCAAUUAUGUCGUCGCAGAUCUUCCAGCUACCAUUCUCAUCUGUUCUGGCAAGACGCCUUCCAAGACCCUUCAACUCACGCGUCUCCUUUUGCCUACCGUGCAGUAUAUCUUGCUCUUGGUUCUCAGUUAUAAAGAAGAUCUUCUCGUAAGUUGGGAUAAGUUUAAAGCAUUCAUGAAACACGUCAACUUUACACAAGCAGCAGAUCAGCUUACAGAGGGUGAGAUUAUGAGCUUAGAGUCAGGCAUGAAGCAAAAUUCGACAUGUGGCGAUGAUCUCAAGACGUUAACGACUCAUCGGCUCGUCAUGUCCUGUGUACGUCUGUCGCGCAUCUCACCAACCUUAUGCGCCUUAUAUCCAUCUGACAACACACUAACUCCAAUCACGAAUGGAUUACGCCGUUGUAUGAGUGCUAAAUCGCUUCCAUCUCCAUCGUGUAUGCAAGUAGCAGACCUUUUGGAGGUGGCUAAGCAAUUCCGAAGCAAAGAAACAAAUUACAUUCAUGAAGAUCAAACGCUGGAUGAAGCUGUGAAGUGUCUCACACAGAAUGAAAAUUCCGCUACUCUUGUGGUAGUAAAUAAACAACAUCAAGUUGUGGGGCUUAUAACAAAUAGAUUGGCAUUACAAAAGGUAGUGCGGAUGCAUUCUAAUGGCAAGCGGACGGAUUGGAACGUUAAGGUGUCGGAAGUGGCGAUUCCAGCUCGCAAAGUGUUGUAUGUAUCUCCUGAAGACUCAUUAGAAGAUUGUCGAGCUGUGAUGGCAUUAUCUGGAGUUGGGGAGUUGCCAGUAUUACGUGGGAGCAAGUUGCUUGGUACUGUAUCAUUAAUAGAUAUUGCAUCAUUGAUUCAUCGCCACGAUGCACAGUUUAAUCCCGAUCCUACAAGCGCCAAAUCAGACUACAUCAACUUAAUUCUUCCGCGUAAGGGGUUACCUGCAAACACAUCACUCGACCAAACGGUCGUUCAACAUGAGCACGUGCAUCGAAACUACUGGACAACUUAUCUUCGCUCAUUUGCCAUGUCAAUUCCACAUCCACAGAAAAGGGAAGCAGGAGGAGAAGAUGCCUUUUUCUUGGGUGUCGUACCUCACGGUGAGGAUCAAGGUACUCAUGGACCUGUCGAUGUCCUCGCAAUGGGAGUCGCAGAUGGGGUUGGUUCAUGGUUUGAAAAAGGCGUGAGUGCUCGUCAAUAUGCAAAGGAACUCAUGGUCGCAGCUCACCAAGCCGUACAAGUCUCAUACGCUAAAGACCACGAUAUUGAGCCGUCCGAAGUGCUGCAUGCAGCGUGGUCAACGGUCUUGCAGAGAGAAAUUGUAGGAAGCUCCACUGCGUGUGUACUUGCAUUAGACCCAGAAUUGGGUGAACUACACGGCAUUAACUUGGGCGACUCUGGUUUCUUGAUCAUUCGUGACAAGGCAUCGGAUCGUGAGACUGCGCGCUUGCGUGGCACAUUGGAUGGCUCGCUCAUGCGUAAGAUUAACAAUCGAGAUCAUGAUUUGACGCCUGCUGGACGCCGAAAAGGAGCACACGUACUUCUUUAG